AUGUUCUUCAUCAAAGAACUAACGCACACGAUCCUCCUGCACCCCUCCUACUUCGGCCCGCGCAUGCUCCAGUUCCUCGAGUCCAAGCUCUACGCGGACGUCGAAGGCACCUGCUCCGGCCAGUUCGGCUACAUCAUCGCCGUCGUGUCUAUAUCCGACAUCGGCGCGGGCAUGGUGCUGCCCGGCAGCGGACAGGCGGAGUUUAUCACCAAGUACCGCGCGAUCGUGUUCAAGCCGUUUAAGGGCGAGGUUGUGGAUGGGGUCGUUAAUAAUGUCACCAGGAUGGGGUUCUUCGCGGAUGUGGGGCCGUUGACGGUGUUCGUCUCAAACCAGCUGAUCCACCCAGACUUGAGAUUCGACCACAACGCGAACCCGCCCGCCUUCGCCUCAGAAGACCAAACAAUAGAAAAGGGAACCAAAAUUCGGCUAAAAAUCGUCGGGACGCGUGUGGACGCUACCGAGAUCUUCGCUAUUGGGACUAUCAAGGAGGACCACCUGGGCGUCAUCGACUGA
Messenger RNA from Peniophora sp. CBMAI 1063, 513 nucleotides. NCBI's taxonomy places the organism in Eukaryota, Fungi, Basidiomycota, Agaricomycetes, Russulales, Peniophoraceae. The record is from the annotation of a GenBank genome assembly.